Molecule: messenger RNA, 1285 nt
Organism: Lathyrus oleraceus (garden pea)
Lineage: Eukaryota; Viridiplantae; Streptophyta; Magnoliopsida; Fabales; Fabaceae
Exons: 7
Coding region: 41-1216 (391 amino acids)
Source: RefSeq, a predicted model, not a curated record
AAACUCUGGUCUAUGAAAAUUAAGUCAUCAGUGAAAGAAAAUGUCAAAAAUGAUCAAUAUCUUAUUAUUGAUUAUGUGUUUGGUGAUUAAUAGUACUAGCUAUAGAGAUCAUGGUAUGCAGAGUGGGCUGAAAGAUGAAGAUUUGGAAUUGGAGAGGCAACUAAAUAUCCUUAACAAAUCUCCUAUAAAGAGUUUUCAUAUAAAAUCAGGAUAUAUAGUCGAUUGUAUUGAUAUUAACAAACAACCUGCUUUUGAUCAUCCUUUAUUGAAAAAUCACAAGUUGCAGAGAAAACCAAUUUUUGAAAGAAAUAUUACUGAAAGAAGAAUUCAAAAUUCAUCAGAAAAGUCUAGAUUCAUUCUUGAGACAGUUAGGUGUCCUCAAGGAACUCAAGGAACAGUUCCUAUCCGAAGAACAACAAAAAAUGAUUUAAUUCAAGGCAAAUAUCUAUUCAAUGCUGAAAAUCUAACUCAAAAUAGUGCCCUUAAUCAUUUUGCUCGACUGAAUCUUAAACACGUAAGUGCUCCUUACUAUGGAGCUAGUGGAACUACUAGUGUUUGGAAUCCAAAAGUUUAUAAGGGUCAAUCAAGUAGCGGUAACUUAUAUGUUCUAAAUGGAGAAGGAGAUAAUCUUAAUAAAAUUUCGAUUGGAUGGCAUGUGUCUCCGCUAUUAUAUAAUAAUGGUGAAACUCAUUUAUACUCGUUCUGGGCGUCAGGUAAAAAUGGAUGUUUCAACAUGUUGUGCAAGGGUUUCAUUCAAGUUGACCGAACAUUUUAUUUGGGUUCACAUAUAUCUAAGACAUCUACCUAUGGAGGAGAUAUUUACGAAGUUCGGCUCCAAAUUUCUAAGGAUAAUACGGGCAAUUGGUGGUUAAAAGUUAGAGAUAAAGAUAUUGGAUAUUUUCCCGCAGCUUUAUUCUCCAUCUUGUACGAAGCUGAUCAAGUAGGAUGGGGUGGAUAUACAGUUACUCCUGCGGGUACUACUAGUCCUGCAAUGGGUUCCGGAUAUUAUCCUGAUGAAGACGUCACUCAUGCAUCUUAUUUUAAGUUUAUUAAAUAUCUAAAUAUAAUUAGAGAGCAUUACGAUCCUUUUCCAUUUAUGGUAGAUAGCUACAAUGAUGCUCCUAAAUGCUAUGGACUUACAAACUAUGAAGAUAAGAGAAAGGAUUUAGGAUAUUUUUUUCAAUUUGGUGGACCGGGUGGUAAUUGUAGAAGUUGACUACAGUAAACAGGUUUUGUUAUAUGUAAUAAAGAUUUCUAAUGAUAUGCAUUUGUCUUUUUAAAUAAA